Messenger RNA from Trypanosoma cruzi, 1164 nucleotides. Its product is annotated as asparaginase, putative. Lineage: Eukaryota; Euglenozoa; Kinetoplastea; Trypanosomatida; Trypanosomatidae. Gene Ontology annotation, molecular function: asparaginase activity. The record is from RefSeq and is a predicted model, not a curated record. The coding region runs from base 1 to 1164 and encodes 387 amino acids. The transcript has a single exon.
AUGUGUACACGCACCUUUUUUUUUUUUUCUUCCCAGUGUCAUCUCUUGCCUAAAGAAGCGACGAUGUAUCUCUGGGGUCACAAUUCCCUCACGUUGAAGGAUUCAGCAGACCCGUCGUUGGAGAUGGGGCCGGACACGGAGGGCGAGGAGGUUCUGUUGAUUAACGCCCGCCCCUACACGCUGACCGGUGUUUCUGCGGAAAAGGGCGGGCUAUCGCAAGGCUUUAUUGAUAUAAAAAAAAAUGAGGAUCUUCAGAAGGCAGGGGUUCCGCCGUUCCGUGUCAUGGAACUGGAUGUCUUGAGGUAUUCGGCAGAUCAAAACCAUGACGAUUGGGUUAGUCUGGCGGCUCUCAUACGGGAAAACUAUCAUAAAUACCGCGGCUUUGUGAUUAACAACGGGAAAGACAAUAUGGUGGCCACCGCAACGGCUCUCAGCUUUAUGCUGGAGAACUUGGGGAGACCUGUCAUUUUUACCGGCUCUUGUAUUCCACCAGAGCGUUUGUACACAGACCUCUAUCGUAAUUUGAUUGUCGCCCUGCUCUUUGCAAGCUGCAGCCAGAUCAAUGAGGUCUGCAUUUUGUUUGAAGAGCGACUGUUUCGGGCCAAUAGAACAAUUCAAUUUUCCAGAUCAGCAAUUUCACCGUUUGACUCACCGCAUUUUCCACCACUGGCGACAAUUCAUGGAAAAAUGAGUAUACACCGGACAUUUCUUCGGCCAUAUCCGCAUGGUCAGUUUCGUGUAAUGGAUAAUAUGAGAGCUGUUGUCUUGUGUUUGAAAUUGGGGCCAUCGAUGCGGAGAAGGGUUUUAUUAAGGUCGGUUGAGUUAACCGAGGCACGUGCUAUUGUUAUCAUCGCAUACGGUGGGGGAAAUGCGCCAACACGUGGGGGUUACAUGAAGGAGAUUGUGAGGAAAGCUGUGGAGCGUGACAUUGCCGUUUGUGUUUGCACGCAGAACUUGUACGGUUCCGUGGACUUGGGAACAUAUGCCGCAGGGGAUCAAUUGCUGGAGGUGGGAGCGGUAUCGUCACGUGACAUGACCAUUGAGGCCACCAUCAUGAAACUCAAGUACCUCAUAGGGGUUGGUCUCUCCACAAAGGAAAUCAAACGAUUCUUUGGUGAUGUUAGUCUGCGUGGUGAACUCACUCCACCUACGUCCCAAUUGUAA